Didymodactylos carnosus is the source of this 2023-nucleotide messenger RNA. The record is from the annotation of a GenBank genome assembly. Lineage: Eukaryota; Metazoa; Rotifera; Eurotatoria; Philodinida; Philodinidae.
GCAAAUUUCUGAUUAAAAUGAGACGUCUUCCAGCUCUACACGACCUUUCUUUGCAAAGUUAUAGAAUUUACAAGAAAAGCCCUAAAUUAAUUUCUUCUUAUUUCUGUAGCUUUGAGCUGACAAUAAAAAUUUAGGGCUUUUCUAAAUUCUAUAACUUUGCAAAGAAAGGUCGUGUAGAGCUGAAAGACGUCUCAUUUUAAUCAAAAAUUUGCGGGCUACAAUUAUAUCUCAUUAAAAGGGUUUAGUUAUCUUUUAGAGUUCUUGAAAAACUGGUUUUCCAGAAAACGGGGUCUUCAAGAGUCAUGGGCCCGAACCCUUUUUGGAUUUUCGUAGUCUCACUGAGUCCUACUUAUAGCCAAAAUAUGGAGUCAAACGGCGUCCGACAGUUGGAUAGGUUCCCUCGUUAGACAACUAUGAUCAAGCAGGAAGAAAAUUCUAAGUUAUCCUAAGUGUGAUAAUAUUUGUACUUAUAUUUAAAAAAGAGCGUAAAACAAGCGAUGACUCAAGGGUUUCCAAGAUCUUGAAACCAUGAAAUUACAAGAUGUUCAAGAUCCUGACUUCUUAUAUUUUCUUACCAAGAUCUUGAAUCAAGAUCUCACUGAAAAACUCAAGAAGUCAAGGUCUUGGUUACAAGAAGUUUGGUUGUUUCUUCUGAACUGAUCCAGAUUUUCAGCGAUCAUUACUGCAGCGCGCACUACGUCUGAUGACUGUAGAAAUACAGACAAUAUAUCAGCCUCCAAGACUGAUCUGCUUUAUAUUAACCAAAUUUUUUUCUACUAAUAGACACCGCCAUUUCAAAAGAAAACAAUUUGUUUGAUAUUUUAUCAAUUAUUUUGUUCGACUAAUCAAUUCGUAAUAUAUGACAUAAGUCAUCUUAUCAAUCAUAUUUGAUUAUUCAUUGAUUUAAACAACAUCUGCUAUUUAUGUAUAUACAUAUAUAAACCUAACUUAAUUUCUCAGAUUAACAUAAUAUUCAUCUUUCUAUUCGUGAACAAAUAAUGUUUUCAAUUUUGUCUUCGUUGCAAUUGACUCUACAAGAGUUUUCGCUCAAUAUGAUCGACUAUGUUGAACAAACUUCUACUUCUUCGUCUAAAUUCCAGUUAUCAAAAAAGGUACGUAAAACAUAAGACGAAAGGAGUAGAAAAAGGAAUUGAUCGUGCAAUGGUUCUUUUAGAUUCAAGAGGACAAUGCUAGUUUUAUAAAUAAUCAAGCUACUGAGACAUCAAGGUGUCAAUCAUCAAUAAGAAAGAAUGAUUAUUGGUUGUGUGAAGCAAUUUUGAACGAAAUGUAAGUCAGCCUCAUCAUUGCAGAUAUUUGUUCAGAUCAAACUGAAUCAACCGAACAGUGUAUGAAUACCAUGGAUCAACUAGCACAUGAACUCUACUUUACAACUUCGUUUCCAUGUCUAUCCUACGUCAGACUUUUGCUAUUCUGCUUUAGAUAUGGCGACACAUCGAAAGAUAAUGUUGGUUUCUACAAUGAACAUUCAUCAAUAAUAUUAUCAGACGAUGAAUGGCUUGGAAAUAAUUUAGUUACAUCAGAAUUGACAGAAAUUAUAUGUCAAGACAGUUAUCAUCAUGAAAUAUUAGACCAUGUUGUCGAUGAAUUAUUAGCUUACAUUGAGGUAAAUAGUGACGUUGAAAGCGUUCUAAACGAAUUAAUUGAUACAAUAAAUGAAAACAGUGAAAUUGAACAUGUUUUGGAAGAAUUAUUACUUCAAAUUCUUGAAAAUGAUGAUGAACUCGAUUGCAUUCGUGGAAUAUUCAACUGUUCUUUGUCAUUUGAUGCGAAUAUGACAUUUAUAGAGGAGGAUGUAAAACUGUAUCCAUUACAUAACAGUAGUGGUUUGGAGCAUUAUAACGAAGAUGAUGAGAGACGGAUGAUAGCCGAAUUAGAUGGACGAAUCAAACAAUUGGAGUUGGAACUUGAAGAAGAAGAAGAAAAACGGAAAAAUGGUAGUUUAAUAUGUGUAACAGAAGUUUUUCAUAACAAAGAUGUUUAUGUUGUUAUUGACAUUGCGUAA